Molecule: messenger RNA, 3154 nt
Organism: Sebastes umbrosus (honeycomb rockfish)
Lineage: Eukaryota; Metazoa; Chordata; Actinopteri; Perciformes; Sebastidae
Gene: vps4b
Product: vacuolar protein sorting 4 homolog B
Exons: 13
Coding region: 136-1710 (524 amino acids)
Biological process (GO): vacuole organization; endosomal transport
Molecular function (GO): ATP hydrolysis activity; ATP binding
Source: RefSeq, a predicted model, not a curated record
ACGGAGGGAGUGAUAGAUAAGCAAACAGGAACUUGUUAUGCUGUGACAUACUGUAAGGCUGGGUAAACGAAACAAGACUCUGCUGGGGAUCGCGAGGUUGAAUCUGUUGUGUUUUUAAUUCUCACAGGACUCCACAUGGAGCCAACAAAUCUACAGAAAGCUAUUGCCGUAGCACAGAAGGCUUCAGAGCAAGACCAGGCUGGGAACUAUGAGGAGGCCAUCCGCUCCUACCAACAUGCUGUCAAGUACUUUCUGCACAUUGUAAAACGUGAACCGCAGGGUAAAGAUGGCAACCAGAAGAUCAGAGAUAAAUGUAAACAGUACCUGGACCGAGUGGAAGAACUACAGGGGCACCUAGUGAAUAAAGAGAUUGUUAAAGAAAAUGAAAUCGAAGCUUCGCAGCUUCCAAGCAUGCAGAAAGCCAUUGAUCUUGCCAGCAAGGCGGCUCAGGAGGAUAAAGCUCAGAAAUACGAGGAGGCUCUGCGUCUUUACCAGGCUGCUGUCCAGUACUUCCUCCAUGUGGUGAAAUAUGAAGCCCAGAGUGACAAAGCUAAACAGAGCAUCAGGGCAAAAUGUGCUGAAUACUUGGACAGAGCAGAGAAGUUGAAGGAGUAUCUAAAGAAGAAAGAAAAUGCUCCUCCCGCUAAGCCUGUCAAAGAGUCACAGUCUGAUGACAAAGGGAAUGAAAGCGAUGAAGGUGACGAUCCAGAGAAAAAGAAGUUCCAAAAUCAACUCUCAGGUGCAAUUGUUAUGGAGAAACCAAACAUCCUAUGGAGUGACGUUGCUGGUUUAGAGGGAGCCAAGGAGGCACUGAAAGAAGCUGUUAUUCUUCCAAUCAAAUUCCCCCACCUUUUCACAGGAAAGAGAACUCCAUGGAGAGGGAUCUUGCUCUUUGGGCCUCCGGGUACAGGAAAGUCCUAUCUGGCUAAAGCUGUUGCCACAGAGGCAAACAACUCAACCUUCUUCUCCAUCUCCUCGUCUGACCUUGUCUCCAAAUGGCUGGGAGAGAGUGAAAAGUUGGUGAAGAAUCUUUUUACCCUUGCAAGGGAGCACAAGCCUUCUAUCAUUUUCAUUGAUGAGAUUGACUCCCUGUGUGGCUCAAGAAGUGAGAACGAGAGUGAGGCUGCUCGCCGUAUCAAGACAGAGUUCCUGGUUCAGAUGCAGGGUGUGGGAAAUGACAACGAGGGAGUGCUGGUACUUGGGGCAACAAACAUCCCAUGGACCCUAGACUCUGCCAUCAGAAGAAGAUUUGAGAAGAGGAUCUACAUCCCGCUGCCCGAAGAGCACGCCCGCUCCUUCAUGUUCAAGCUCCAUCUGGGCUCGACCCCCAACAGUCUCAACGACAGCGACUUUGUCACUCUGGGCAAGAUGACCAGUGGAUACUCCGGAGCAGAUAUCAGUGUCAUUGUCAGAGACGCUCUAAUGCAGCCUGUUCGAAAGGUCCAGUCAGCAACCCACUUCAAACGGGUACGAGGUGCAUCAAGAACUGACGCCAACGUCGUUGUAGAUGACCUCUUGACUCCCUGCUCACCUGGCGAUCCCUAUGCGGUUGAAAUGACAUGGAUGGAAGUGCCUGGGGAGAAGCUAUUGGAACCUGUAGUAAGCAUGCCUGACAUGUGUAGGUCUCAGGCCAACACAAAGCCAACAGUCAAUGAACAAGAUCUGGAUAAACUGAAAAAAUUCACAGAGGACUUUGGACAGGAAGGCUAGGAGGGAUGAUUGAGCCAGGCCAAACCAAAGCAAAGGAAUUGUGAUUGUGUCUCUUUACUGUCCUUGUCCCUUUUUUGUCUCUCUCUGUCUCAUCAUAACCAGUCACCAGGCUUCAUGGUUUAUCAUAAGUGGACAAGAUUACUGUGUUGUUUUGCCAAUUUGAUACCCACGCAAAGGGUGGAAGGACCUUGUUUUAUUCCAUGUUAACCAUUGUCCAAAGAACAUUAAAGACUUCCCAUCUGCAGCCGACCCGAUAAAAGAAUCAACACAACAUAAAGAAUUUAGAGGAUUGUUGGACUUUAAGACUAAAGUUAUUGAUUAGCAGAAUACCCAAGAAACUUAGGGAAACUAACAGCAGACAUGCACAACAAUUAUUGCAAAUAAGGCUAUUGAAAUCAAUAUAAUUUAUUUUCAGUUAGGACUAGCUACUUUCCGGUCAGAAUACAUCUCACUAGGCUAAUAAAUACCCCUUAUGUAUUCUAUAUUUUAUAUUAAGAAAACAAGCAUUUUAUAGUGUAUACUGUUCUUUGUGGAAUGUAUAAAUCUUGGUCUGGGGGAGUGAAGUGGGGCAUGAGUUCAUAGGAUUCGUUGCGGUGAAAUAUAUCAGUGUUGUCUCAAGGUGGUGGAAGUUUAAGACUUUUGAGACAGAGAUACUCAGGAUGAGAGCUGCAUUAGACCCUGUGGAAAUUUUUGGAUUGUUUAUCCAGUUUCCUAACAAAGGACAAUUGUAUUUGUUUACUCAUUUGUCAUUUGAAUUAAAACACGGCUACAAGGGUGGAUCACCAAUGGUGCCAGACCAGCAUUAUUCUACAAUUUUUCAAGGACUCAAUAGUUUGAAUUGCUUUGUCACUCAGCUCAUAGUUUUUUUUUUCACAACCUACUGUACAUAUGAUUCAUUACUAUCCACAAGCUAUGCUGGUUAUCCUUAAUAUAAAGUGCAAAAAAACGAAGCCUUAUGUUACGAUACAGUCACAUUAUGAAUUUUGAUAAAAACAAGACCGAGUUGGACACUGAUGGCUGAGGUGGAGAGAUCAUUUUGUAUACUUAAUAUAGGGAUGCAUCUCCACUCCAAGCAUGAACUAUAUGUAGCCAUGAGUGGCAGUGUGCACCAUGUGCCUUCCAGAAAGCUGCAAGAUUAUUUUUUAUUGGUUUAUUUCUAAAUUGGUCAUACUGCUUAUAUAUCCAGUGCUUUGUCACUACAACUAAGAAAUGUAUAAUACUUCAUUUCAUGUAAGCUCCUUUAGAGAUUGUAUUCCACUGUGCUCUUUUUCUCCUACGGUGUGCACACUAUCUCUUUUUGAGUUUUUGAUGGGGAACAUCUUAUUUUUCUGUAAAUGUCUAUACAUAUAGCCAACACUUUUCUUUGUGAAGAGGUCACCCAUGCAUAUGAUUUUCUGUUUUUGUUUCCAUAAUGUAAAUAAAAGUUAUAGCUAAGUCAAGAAAA